Messenger RNA from Candidula unifasciata, 1116 nucleotides. NCBI's taxonomy places the organism in Eukaryota, Metazoa, Mollusca, Gastropoda, Stylommatophora, Geomitridae. The record is from the annotation of a GenBank genome assembly.
AUGCUUCGCAAAGCUCUACUGGUAGCAGCUGUGGCUGUUAUCAUUUAUAAGCUGAUGAAUGUGGUCAUCAAAGCUGGAGUUUUUACACAUUAUAAAAAACAUUACCCAGGGCCAUGCAGACAAAUCAAGGGACUAAAUUAUGGAUCCGAGGACCUUGAAGUCACGAAAGAUGGGCUGGCUUUCAUUACUUCAGGUGUAUCCUACGCUGCUAUGUCAACGGGUUACAAGGAAUUCCUUCAGAGAAAUGGUAUCAAGGGGAGAAUCUUUUUAUAUGAUUUCAAUGAAGUUCAUCCAGAAGCUAGGGAACUACAGUUAGUGCCCAGCAAGGAUUUCAACCCAGAUUAUUUCCAUCCACAUGGUAUCAGUAUUCUUGAGGAUAGUGUCAAAGGUGAACAUAUAAUUUACGUUAUCAAUCACGCAGAAAUUGGCGAUGAAGCUGUAGAAAAAUUCAAGUUUUUACCAGAAUCAUACAAACUUCUUCACCUGAAGUCUUUCCGCGGCCCAUUGAUGCAUAUAACCAAUGACUUGGCCAUCAUCGGGGAAGACCAGUUCUACAUUUCAGACUAUUUGUAUUUUAAAGAUCACACACUGAGUCUAAUUGAGCAGGCAUUUCUGCCCUUUGGACUGGGUUCACUGCUUUACUUUAACGGCUCAGACUUUUCAGUAGUGGAUUCCGGACUUUUCUCCCCUAACGGUAUGACACUGUCCAAGGAUAAAAGAUAUUUGUAUUUGAGCUUGCCAGCACUCAGCACAGUAAACGUCUACGAACUUGAAAAGGGUAACUCAUUGGUAUUGAUACAGUCGGCCUAUCUACAUUCUAUGGCUGACAAUUUACAUCUCUCUGAGUCAGGAGACGCGCUGUACUCAGGAGCCCACCCUAUACUUCACCAGCUUGUAGUACACUUAGACGACCCCCGGCAACCAGCUCCCUCCUCGGUUUUGCGCUUACCUCUAAAAGAUGGCAAGAUAGUUCCAGAAGAUAUCACCGAAUUAUUCUACGACCACGGAGAUCUCAUCAGUGCAUCAUCCUGUGCUGCCAUCUACAAGAACAAGCUUCUCAUUGGCUCUGUCAUCAACAAACUGGUUGUCUGUGAUGUUAAUGCUGAUAUUGUUUGA